UCCCCAAAACACAGUCUUCUUUAAAAGAAGAUGUGGAAUAAAUGACUCUUCUUGAAACCUGAAGUUCAGCAAACCCUGCUAAUCAAUACACAUUGAUAUUGAUUGAACAUUUUUUCCGACUUCCUUUUCCAUUUUAGUGAAGAACUCUUCUGCUAUGUCUGUCGUUUCUAAAAUAGACUCCCACGGUUGUAAAGCCUUGCUGUCAGAAGCCUCUGACUCCACCCUACAUUUUUUUCUAUCUGCUGUUGAAGACACGCACCAGAAGAGGAAGCACACAUCGAUCCCCCCAGCAAUGGCUGGCACUCACCCUCUUUGUCUGAGCGGCUUUUCCUCAAGCGUUUUACUGCUUCUCUGGCUCUGCCACCCCGGUUUGGUUUCCUUGAAGACUAUUCACAAAAAAGUUGGAGACUCAGUGGAGAUUUCAUCAGGGCUUCCAACUGAAGGAGUUAAUACAGCAAGAUGGAAAUAUAAAGAUCAAAUUGUUGCAGAUACAAGUCUUAUUAUUUCUAAACAGAUCUUUGGCAACAGAUUACACUUCAACAUCACCACCCUGAGUUUAACGCUAACAGAGCUAACUCUUCAAGAUUCUGGUACUUUCAGUUUUCUCUCUGAAGAAAAUGAAAAAAUGAGGGAGACAGUUGUCAUCACUCUACUGGUUCAAGAGUCCAUAACUGAAGACCCCAUUCUGACUUCCACACACGUUUCAACUGAUUCCAAUCAGACCUGCACAGUUUUAGUGAACUGCAGCCUAAACUCCACCAGCAGUGUCAGCUACAAGCUGAGUGACGGGAAUCAAACCCACGAAGGCUCCAGUCGGCAGUACAGCAUCAGGAAACAGGGAGAAGGACAGGUGUUCACAUGCACAGCCUCCAAUUCUGUCAGCAGCACAACAACAUCCAAAAUUGUAACGUGUCAAGACAAGUCAACUGAAGGUACGUUCACAGACUAUCGAUGA
Messenger RNA from Oryzias melastigma (Indian medaka), 955 nucleotides. RefSeq lists its product as uncharacterized. The transcript has 3 exons. NCBI's taxonomy places the organism in Eukaryota, Metazoa, Chordata, Actinopteri, Beloniformes, Adrianichthyidae. The record is from RefSeq and is a predicted model, not a curated record. Bases 155 to 955 code for a protein of 266 amino acids.